CUGCUUCAGCCUCCCCAGUCGCUAGGAUUACUGUGCCACUGCUCCUGGGCUUAAAUCUAUUUUAAAUUCUGAUUUCUAUUCUGUUCAAAUGAACUAUAGUAUGAUAGCUAAUACACAUCAAGAGCUUUCUAUGUAAUCCAGGUGGCUUUAUAAUUUUGUUCUAACCAGAAAAUUAUUUAAAGCAGUCGCAACUUUUAGACAAUACAGUCUCAAGGAGAAGAAAGAGAGGGCAGCACUGAGAACUGAAAUGUGUCGUCUUGAGGACUGUGUUCUUUAUACAGCAUUUAUACUGACGUCAUCUUUUAAAAACUAAAAAUCUUGUAUCACUUAUUUAGAAAAGAGAGUGGCGUUUUUAAGAUGAGUAUCUCCAGCUUGCCCGCCUCCGAUGAUGGCUAUUAACCAAAAGAACGUACUCUUUUGGCGGCUAUGGAAAAUAAGACGGAAAAGUAAGAAUGAGUUUUGGAGUGUAAAUCAACCUCCCAGACAGCCAGUAAGACCGUGGAUUCCCGGGCCCCGCCUUCUUCACAGCCCCCCCCCCCCAACCCGCGGGGUGGAGCACCUGCCAGGGCGCGCAGGGCGGGGCCGAGAAAUGUGCUGUCCACUGCGCGCGCGGCAGGGGUUCCAGUGAGCAAGUGCGGCGGGGCGCUCGGUGCAGUUGAGCGUGCGGGCUGAGUCCUGAAGGGUUGCGGGACCUGGGCACGAUGAAACCCGAAGGGGAGCGGCCGACGGUCGGGGUUGCGUGCGAUGGCUUCUCAGAGCUGGAGCUGCUGAAACUGCGCGCGGCGGAGCGCAUCGACGAGGCGGCUGAGCGGCUGGGGGCCCUGAGCCAAGCCAUCUGGAGCGAGCCUGAGCUGGCCUACGAGGAACACCGUGCCCACCGUGUGCUGACGGGCUUCUUCGAGCAGGAGCCGCCGGCCGCCUCCUGGGUGGUGCAGCCGCACUAUCAGCUGCCGACCGCCUUUCGCGUGGAAUGGGAGACACGGAGCGCAACGCGGUGCGCGCUGCACUUGGGCUUCCUCUGCGAGUACGACGCGCUGCCCGGCAUCGGCCACGCCUGCGGUCACAACCUCAUAGCCGAGGUUGGGGCGGCGGCCGCUCUGGGAUUGAGGGGGGCCCUAGAGAGCCUCCCUGGGCCUCCUCCAUCGGUGAAGAUAAGUGUCCUGGGAACCCCUGCAGAAGAAGAUGGUGGUGGCAAAAUUGAUCUAAUUGAAGCAGGAGCUUUUAAAAACCUCGAUGUUGUUUUCAUGGCCCAUCCAUCCCAAGAGAAUGCUGCUUAUCUACCCGAUGUGGCAGAACAUGAUGUGACUGUGAAAUACUAUGGAAAAGCAUCUCAUGCUGCUGCUUACCCCUGGGAAGGAGUCAAUGCCUUAGAUGCUGCUGUUCUUGCCUACAACAAUUUGUCUGUGUUAAGACAGCAAAUGAAACCAGCCUGGAGAGUUCAUGGUAUAAUAAAAAAUGGUGGUGUAAAACCAAAUAUCAUUCCCUCUUACUCUGAAUUAAUUUAUUACUUCCGUGCACCCUCAUUGAAAGAACUUCAAGUUUUGACCAAAAAGGCAGAAGAUUGCUUCAGAUCUGCAGCUUUGGCUACAGGGUGCACAGUAGAAAUUAAAGGUGGAGCACAUGAUUAUUACAAUGUUCUACCCAACAAGAGCCUAUGGAAAGCUUACAUGGAGAAUGGAGAAAAGCUGGGAAUGGAAUUCAUUUCAGAAGAUAUAAUGCUGAAUGACACUUCAGGAUCUACCGAUUUUGGAAAUGUUUCUUUUGUGGUCCCUGGAAUUCAUCCAUAUUUUUACAUUGGAUCCAACGCCUUGAAUCAUACUGAAGAGUACACUAAAGCUGCAGGAUCACAAGAAGCUCAGUUCUACACUUUGCGAACAGCCAAGGCUCUAGCAAUGACUGCAUUGGAUGUUAUUUUUAAACCAGAAUUGCUGGAAAGAAUCAGAGAGGACUUUAAAUUGAAACUUCAGGAAGAACAAUUUUUAAAUACAGUAGAAUAAAAAGGAGACUUAGGAGUGGUUUAUGAAUCAUUAAGAAGUGAUGAUUUUUUUCUUUAAUCUUUUUUAAUGAAGAGAACAUGCUUGUUUUGAAUCUUAAAGGAAUCAAAUUCUUCUUACCUGAUAUGUAAGAACAGGGUAUGGUGAAAACAUAUUCACUCAUAUCUAAAAUGAAAUUUUUGGGUGAAUCUAUACUUGAUGGAAUUGUGAUAUUUCAGGAGUUGGUAGGUGAUACUGCUGCUUAAGAUGGAUGGUACAUGAUGUGUCAAAAUAAUAUUGAUAAAAUCUGUAUAAUAAUUUACAGAUUUAUAUAUUAUAUAUUUUAAAAGGUCCAAGAGGUUUCAAACCUUAUAUACAGAAUUGACACCCACGAAAUGGUUUUGUGGUACAGAGUGGUAAACUUAUUUAAUGUAGUUUUAAAGUUCAUGGUCUAAAUUUAGGUAAAGUUUGUUUCAAAUAUUUCUGUUUUUGCUUCAAAAAAUCUCUUCAUUUAUAAUAAAAGUAGCUUUUAAUUAGAAAUGCUUACGGGUAACAACUAGAAACUCAGAUACAAAGAAUAACUUUAGUUUUACCAUUUGAAGAAAAAUGAGAAUGUUCUAGUUUUUACACAUGAUCAACUCUGGGAAGUGGCAUUAAAGUAAUUGGUAAUUCAAUGUUACAGUAAGAGGGUAAAUGUUGGAUGGUCAGGAUCGGACUCUUCCUUUAAGGCAUUUKCAUGGUAGCCCUGUGUGUUCUAGGGAGGAGCAUUGGCUGGCACCUACCCUGCUCUCUGGAAUGUUCAGAAUCCUGCACUGCCCCUCCAGCCAGCAGCCUGCUUAGGCUCCCACUCAGAAGCCAGCUUGCCCCACCUGGCUGCACUGAAUUCUGAGCCUCCUUAAGCCUCCUGCUAGCUCAGUAUUUUUUAAAAAUUAUUACAGGUUUUCCAUGAUUCUUAUUUUAGUGUGAAUUUCUUGAACAUGCUAAAAAGAAUGUGUGAAAAAAAUAUUUGGUAAAACAGAUAUUUUAAGCUGCGAAUGCAAUAAAGCUCCAAUGUACUUUAUUUUAAAGGAAGUCCUCAGCUUUGAACAAGCAUUCCAGAAAUGGAAAGGGAAGGAGAGAAAGUGUGCAUUUGGCUUUUAUGGUAUAAUAAGCAAGUCACUUGGGCCCUCUGAGCUAUCAACUCACUUUUUGAAAAGUUAGAUCUUCUACUUACAGUCUUUUGAACCCCUAAUUCCUGCUGUAUYUCAAAUUAUUUAAAAUUGCAAGAGAGGUGGUUGUGUUUGGGAGAGUUAGUAGUUGAGAACUGCCUUUCUUCUGUAUAAGGGUCUGUGGAUUAUGUGCCUGAUUUUGGCAUAUAGCUGCCUUCUUUUAAAGCCUGCCAAGAAUGGGUUUAUAUUUUUUAAAGGGUUGCUAAACAAAACAAAACAGAGACUAAAUAAUAUGACCUGCAAAACCUAACAUCUUUUCUGUCUGGCCUUUUUCAAAAAAGGUUGCCAGCCCUGGCUGUGUAUAACAGUAAAAUAAAAUCCGUGUCUCUUUGACUUAGGUCAUAUGGUCGGAUCUUCUGGCAUAAAACUUCAUAAAGAAACCCCCAUAUCUUUUAGCAAUGACUUCUAAUGCUGUGAUUAGAAAUAAUUUCUUUCUUAACCCUCACACUUCAAAGGUAUUUUCAUAAACCUUUACUUAACUGAAAUUACCAUUGGUUGAUUUUUACAACAUCAAAUUUCUAAAUAUUUUAAAAUGUAAAGAGGGAAGUGUUAAAUUAUUAUCUAAACAAAGUGUUCCUUUUAGAAAAGGAAGGAUUCUGUUCAGCUCCUCCUCCUCCCUUUUUUUUUUUUUUUUUUUGAGACCAGGACUCACUAACCUUGAACUUUUAGUUCUCUUGCCUCAGCCUCCCAAGUAGCUGGGUUUGAGGCAUGUGUCAUAGCACCUAGCUUUACCUCUUUAUUCUUACAAGAUGAAUGUUAAUUCUUAGAUGGUUAGCAAAUAAGACUCAUUUUUUUUAAAGACUGAGAGGGAGGGAGAGAGAGAGAGAGAAUUUUAAUAUUUAUUUUUUAGUUCUCG
Urocitellus parryii (Arctic ground squirrel) is the source of this 4037-nucleotide messenger RNA. It is a transcript of the gene Pm20d2, whose product is annotated as peptidase M20 domain containing 2. Gene Ontology annotation, molecular function: dipeptidase activity. NCBI's taxonomy places the organism in Eukaryota, Metazoa, Chordata, Mammalia, Rodentia, Sciuridae. The record is from RefSeq and is a predicted model, not a curated record.